Molecule: messenger RNA, 758 nt
Organism: Populus nigra (black poplar)
Lineage: Eukaryota; Viridiplantae; Streptophyta; Magnoliopsida; Malpighiales; Salicaceae
Product: S-type anion channel SLAH1-like
Biological process (GO): intracellular monoatomic ion homeostasis; transmembrane transport
Cellular component (GO): membrane
Molecular function (GO): voltage-gated monoatomic anion channel activity
Source: RefSeq, a predicted model, not a curated record
CUGAAAUGUUUUUUCACUCUAACUUGGUGACGGAAGAGUUCUUUCACUAUAUAGGAGUUAACUACUUGUAUGCUCCAUGGAUUUCAUGGCUUUUGUUGCUUCAAUCGUCACUGAUAUCAGUUUCAAAGAUUGUUCCCUAUUUUGUUCUUUGUUGCUCCUAUGCUAUUCCUGUUGUGAUGCUUGAUAUGAAAAUCUAUGGACAGUGGUUUACAACAGAGAAGAAGUUUCUAUCCACGCUUGCAAAUCCGACUUGCCAGAUAUCAGUAAUAGGGAACUUGGUGGUUGCAAGGACAGCAUCACAGAUGAGGUGGAAAGAAAGUGCUAUUUGCUUUUUUCCCCUUGGCAUCUUACAUUUCUUAGUGCUCUUUGUUACACUUUAUCAGCGUUUUUCAGGUGGGAAUAGCUUUCCUGCACUGUUGAGGCCUGUAUUCUUCUUGUUCUUUGCUGCACCAAGCACGGCAAGUUUAGCUUGCUCCAUUUCUAGAGCUUUUGAUACUGCCUCAAAGAUGCUGUCCUUUCUCUCUUUGUUCCAAUUCAUGCCUCUGGCUUGUAGGCCAGUUCUUUUCAAGAAAUCAAUGAGAAAAUUGAAGGUUGCGUGGUGGGCUUAUUCAUUCACAUUAACACUCCUGGCAUCCGUUUCUGCUGAAUAUGCAAACGAGGUUAAAGGUCCUAUAGCAUCAGCAAAAGAUGCUUGUUUUAUCUGCACUAUCAGUUCCGAUCUUCCUUGGCUUGAUGGUACUCGCCGUAAUAAACACUGA